GGGUGUUUCCGGCUCUUACUAAAUGGGAAGUUAAAAGAGAUUUGGGACACCGGCAAAAUCCAAUUCCAUCCAUCAUGGAUAACCAAGGAAGAAAAGUAGUUGUCUGUGAUAAUGGUACAGGAUUUGUGAAAUGUGGAUAUGCAGGACAGAAUUUUCCAGAGUUUAUAUUCCCGUCUCUGGUUGGUCGUCCUAUCAUUCGAUCAACAGCAAAAAUAGGAAAUAUAGAAGUGAAGGAUUUGAUGGUUGGGGAUGAGGCUAGCCAGUUAAGAUCUAUGCUGGAGGUGAAUUAUCCCAUGGAAAAUGGAAUUGUGCGGAACUGGGAGGACAUGUUACAUCUGUAUGACUAUACAUUUGGAAAGGAGAAAAUGAACAUAAACACAAAGGAUUGUCGGGUUCUUCUCACGGAACCUCCAAUGAAUCCUAUGAAAAAUCGUGAAAAGAUGGUAGAGGUUAUGUUUGAAAAUUACCAGUUCCACAGUGUUCACAUAGCAAUUCAAGCAGUUUUGACUUUAUAUGCACAAGGUCUACUCACAGGUGUUGUAGUUGAUUCAGGAGAUGGUGUCACACAUAUCUGCCCAGUCUAUGAAGGUUUUUCUCUUCCGCAUCUCACAAAGCGACUUGAUAUUGCAGGAAGAGAUGUUACAAAAUACCUUAUAAAGUUGUUACUACUUCGUGGUUACGCCUUUAACCACUCUGCUGAUUUUGAGACGGUGAGGAUGAUGAAGGAAAAGCUAUGCUUUGUAGCAUACGAUGUAGAACAGGAACAGAAACUUGCCUUAGAAACAACAGUCUUAGUUGAGCCUUAUACACUUCCUGAUGGCCGAGUGAUCAAAGUAGGUGGCGAGAGGUUUGAAGCCCCCGAGGCAUUGUUCCAGCCUCACCUGAUAAAUGUGGAAAAUGUGGGUGUCGCUGAGCUCCUCUUCAACACAAUACAGGCAGCAGACAUUGACACGCGGCCCGAGUUCUACAAACACAUCGUCCUGUCGGGCGGCUCUACCAUGUACCCCGGCCUGCCCAGCCGACUCGAGAGGGAGAUGAAGCAGCUCUACCUAGAGAGAAUCUUGAAAGGAGAUACAGCCAAAUUAUCUAAAUUUAAAAUUCGAAUUGAAGAUCCACCUCGACGAAAACACAUGGUAUUUCUAGGUGGAUCAGUAUUAGCGGGUAUCAUGAGAGACAAGGAUAGUUUUUGGCUGACGAGGGCCGAGUAUCAAGAGAAAGGCUUAAAGUGCUUAGACAAACUAAUGAAGCCAAUUCAGAGCUAGUGCCACUGUGUGAUCGGACACGCCCCCUUCAGUACGAAACUGAAUACACAUUUCCAUAUUCUUCCACCACAGAGGUUAUAUAGCUCAUAUCGAGUUUAGAAUAUUCCAUGGAUUAUUGGUUGCAGAUAUCAAGACAUUACAGGACAGCAAUUUUUCUUGUUUGGUUGGUUUUUAAACAAAAAGACGUCAUUUUGAAUGUGAUUGUGGGUUUGGCUCGAUAAUUGGUAUAUUUCUUUUCCUUUGACUGUCCUUUGUCCACACUAGGCAUAAUAGUAAAUUAUCAGAUCUUAUUCACCUGAAGAUUGUUUUCUAAUCAACAGAAUGAAACUUUACAUAAUUCUUCUAUCAAUAUAAAAAGUUUGAAUUAUUCCUUCAAUUUCAAAGAUUAAAAUUUAUUCAAUUCAUAAUGUUUUUAUUUUAAAAUUUCAGCUGUUAUCAAUAUACGUUCACUUUGUAGAAGUCAAACCAAGCAAGAAUUAAGGUGUCCGGUAUCUUUAAUAAUUAAAUUGCAGCAUACUAAAUAAUCUGAUCUGUUGCAGUUUGUUUUUCUAUUCAACAAAUUGACUCCACUCACUUCUGGAACCAAACUAUUCUUGCGUUAGCUGGACUAAUUUACAAAUGUGCUAAAAUGUCUUGUCAUUGACUGCAGGCACAUCAAUUAAUAGCAACAAGUGGUGCUCGCAUGUUAAAUCUAAUGGUAGAUAUGCUUUGUAUAUCGGAUUAGUACAUCAACAAGCAAUAUGAAAUACUAAGUUAGUAUUGAUGUGUUAUUUUUUCGUUUACUUUUAUUUUUGCUUGGCAAAUUAUUUUGAUGAAAGUAGCAUUAUCAAAUAUUACAAGUCUGGGUUUUUUCUUGACAUUAAAUAUAGAUUUUGAGCUGUUGUGUGUCAUAAUCUGUAUUGAUCACUAUCGGAAUUGUUUUAUGUGGAAUAUAAUAAGUAUCUAAGAACUGUAAAGAAUAUGAAUUAUUAUAGUAAUAUAUUAAAUCAUAAAUAUGCAUGGAAUUUGAUAUUGCUACUUCAAAUUUUUUGUAACAUUUUUGUAUGUAAUAUUUUGGUUAAUUCUCUUCAAUAAAUUUUGUUUAUGAUCAAAGCAUAUGUUGAUCCGAUGAUCAUAUAUCCUAAUAAGAGGUUCGGCUAAAUUGUACUUAGUUAAGUUACAAUAAAACAAUGUUACAGUAAACACAUCCACUAUAAAUCAGCAUUACUGUGAACAAAAGGUGGUGUUUUUAAAUUCUGUUAUGUUGGAGCUGUCUUGAAAAUAAAUUUUUAAAAAUUGUAGGUGGGUUUUGGGGCUGUUUUUGUUUGAGGGACGGGGGUAUUUGACAACACGAAUGGAAUUAAAUAUUUAUUGAUAGUAUAAAUAGAAUAUUCUCUACGCAUGAAUGUAUUGUGUCAAUGUAAACCUAAAAUAAUAUUCCGGGGUUUGGACAAGUAGGAUCUUUGUUCCUUAAGUUACAAAAUAAUAUAAUUGGUAUUAAUAAUAAUGUGUUUGUACAACUAUUGUCUUUCAUAAAAGUUGGUUUAAAAUAUAUAUAUAUAUAUUGUAAAGUUCAUAAGCUUUGCUAUGUGCCAGUACACUUUUUUUUUUUGUCAUGAAGUUAUUCUUGUGUAACAUUAAUCUUUCCCAUCAAUUGAAAUAAUGAAUGCAUUUGUUAUUAAUGAUCUCAUUAAUGGUGAUAUUUUAAUAUCUCUGUAUACUGUUAUGUAAUCAGUCUUACGGUAAGAUAUGCUGUAUUAAUUACCAAAAUAAUGUCAGAUAAUUUGAUGUGAUUGUCAAGAACACUGCAUUUAAAGGAUGCUAUCAUGACAAAUUUUUAUGACCAAUUUCCUGUAGUUUUAACUGUACCAGCAGUUAUUUCUAGUUUUGGUGAAGAUAACAACACAGAAUUGCAUCUUGAUGUUAGUAUAACUGAGACUGGGGUAGGAAUAACUUGCAAUCUACUUAAUGAUGGAAAGUUGGCAUGCAAUGAGUAAUGUCCACAGCCAUACCACGCUGAAAUCACCGGUUCUCAUCUGAUCACUGAAGUCAAGCAGUGGAAAAUUUACACUUGAAUAAUGUAACUGUUUUCUGAUUAUCAGUAGACCCAUGGGGAUUAUCUCUGGUUCAAACUAUUGGUAUGUAUCCAAAUUAAUGCUGUCCUGUCAGUUUAUGCAUGUAGCAACACAUUUCUUGUCGCACCUCCACUUAGAUAUGAUAAUGUAGCACUGACAUCGACAAUGUCUUCUGUUUAACACAGAGAUGUAGCCAAAACGAAUUUCAGUGUUGUGUUGAUCAUUUUAUUGGAAAUACACUCUACCGUUGAUAAUGAAUAAUGAAUAAAAUGCAAAUUAACAAUUAUCAAGACUAAAAAUAUUCUUUGGCAGCCACAACAGAUAUUGUAAAAUAUCCAUAUAUGAAAAUAUACUACAAGUGGUAAUACAACUGAACCUAUCGUCUUCGACCACAGCUAUAGGAUGAUGAUUAAAACAAGGCUGUGAGAAUAUUUUCACGAGGCUGUUAACAUGGUGGUCACAGGGACAGAAGUUGCUGAAAGACUUUGUACAUUCCGAAUAUUAAGGGAUUACCAAUACAAUAGACAUCUUUAUGGCGCCUGAUACAUGGCAGUCAUGAAGUAAGUUAAAUAUGUAUGCAACUACAACUUUAUUUGAACAAAAUGUGCGAUAAUAUUGACGAGAAACGUGAUCUGGACGGUGGUGCUACAUGGGGAAAAUGCUACAAAAACUAUUUAAUGGUAAACUGAGACAUGGGCGGUAAAUUUCCGUUGCAAAACCAUAACUAACCUCCUUAUAUAUAUGUUUUCAGCACUAAUGGACAUCGACUAAAUGUGUAUUUUGUUUUAAUUUAAUGUUUCAUAUUUAAUAUUUUUUUUUUUUUUUUUCACCUAAGAGGUUGCAUUAUCUCAUACAUUAGCCUGUCUAGGAAAUAUACUAAUUAUAGUCGUUCCUUAAAAAUAAGUAGCUUAGAAUUAAAAUUAAGUAGAUAUUUAUUUUUAUAAAAGGUAGAAAAAUGUAUUUUGUUUUGGUUUCAAGGUAUUAAUCUAGUAGGUUGUAGAAUUUAAUGCAUAAAAUAGUGUAUAAUUGUUAACCAAUGAUGUUUCUUGAAAUGUUGCUACUGUUAAAAAAAUAUAGUUUAACAGCUUUUUUGUUUUAUGCUGCAACAAAGCAUUGGUUGUUUUUUUUAAAAUUAAUAAUCUAUUUGAUAUACACUAUGCAAUCCACUUUUUAACAUGCUUAGUACGAUAUAUAUCACAUGUACCUCAAAUUGAUAUAUUUUUUCAACCAGUGCUGUGUUGCGCAAAUGUAACAUUUAGUUGCUGGUUUUGUUUUUCUUUGCUUUCAAGUUUGUGCCGACAUUGUUGAGAAAUCAAAGUGUAUUGUUAUGAUGGAGAAGCCAAACUCUGUGGUGGACAUUUUCUUAAGUGUGAUAUUUUAUAUUGUAUUAUACAAAUCAUAAAAAAAAUCAAUGAACAAUGAUGACUGCUAACUCAGAUUGAAGAUCCCAGACAAAAUAUAUGUAAAUGGACCUGUAUAUAAAAGAAAAGGUCCUCUUUAUUUUAUGGGAUCAUAAUUUUAUUAUUAACAUUGAAAAUGUACAUUAUUAUAAAAGAUGUAGCAUAUUGUUAUUACUUAUACAUAUUAUAAUAUUUGUAUGCAAUAAACUAUCUGGCUCA
Molecule: messenger RNA, 4935 nt
Organism: Gigantopelta aegis
Lineage: Eukaryota; Metazoa; Mollusca; Gastropoda; Neomphalida; Peltospiridae
Product: actin-related protein 2
Exons: 8
Coding region: 75-1262 (395 amino acids)
Biological process (GO): Arp2/3 complex-mediated actin nucleation
Cellular component (GO): Arp2/3 protein complex; actin cortical patch
Molecular function (GO): actin filament binding
Source: RefSeq, a predicted model, not a curated record